ACCGAACAUAUAUACUAAAAUAUUAUAAAAAAUAAUACCCCGGAGUAAUAUUUUUCAUAUUCCUUCACUAAAUAAUACGGAGUAAUUUUUAAAAAAAAAUUGGUUCAAGUUUUAUCAUGUACACUACGCCGGCCACCUUCCUCCUCCGUCGUCCCCAACCACUCCAAUCGUCAGAGAAAAUAGAGAAGAGAAACAGUGCUUCUGUUUUUCUCUCCAAUGGCUCCCGCACUUCCAAUGCCCCCUCAAAGUAGCAAUAUCUUCGUCUCCAACCCUAGCUCAUCCCUUUCGGCAGUCUCUUCCAAUGCCCCUUUCUUCUUCAACUCGUCGAGCUCCUUCAAUUGCGCUGCUCGCCGCCUGAGCUCCUCCACUAUCUUCUCCUCGCCGGGAAAAUCUUCUGUCCAAUCGCAUCCGCUGCGGCCUCGGCUUGUUCCCGCUCCUCGGGUGUCAAUUGCUCCGGCAGAGUACGUCCCUCCAUCUCCUAACUUCGAUUUCCGCAAGGAAAUCCCCAAACUGAAGGGGUUGAAGUCCAAGCUUUGUAAUUGCUCGAACUUGGAAGAUAAGCUGAGAACUCUUGACUCGGAUUCUAGGGUGCGAUCGUUCUUCAAUGCUGGUUUCGGCAGGUUAAUGGGCGAGUUGAAUUUGGACAAAUACGAAUUGUUUUUGCUCAAGUGUGUAGUGGCUGCUGGGCAGGAGCAUGUGUUGGGGGAAUUCGGCGGCGAGCUUGUCUCCAAACGGAGUUCUCUCAAGACAGCUCUAUAUGCUCUGGCCGACAUGAUUGAGAAAUGGGAAACUAGUGGAGCUAAUGAGUGUGACCGCCUCCCUGGUAGGGUGGGAUUUGGACUUGGAGAAGAAGAGGUUAAGGCAUUGAGGUUGUUGCUCAAGUCUCUUGGUGAGAUUGAACAAUUUUAUGACUGCAUUGGGGGAAUUAUAGGAUAUCAGAUAAUGGUCCUUGAUCUUCUUGUUCAGUCCACUUUUGAAAGACAGACAAGCAGUUGGUCCACCCACACGUGUAAAUCAUUGAAACACGAGAGUUUAGAAAUUCAUCCUCCUCGUGCACUCGAUCUUUCUCAAGAUGUAGAAUAUGCAUCUCAAGCAGCUCUUUGGGGAUUAGAGGCUUUGCCAGUCUUGGGAGAAAUUUACCCUCUUGGAGGCUCAGGAGACCGGCUUGGCUUGGUUGACCCUGAUACAGGUGAAUGCCUCCCUGCUGCAAUGCUUCCUUUCUGUGGACGUACACUUUUGGAAGGCCUAAUAAGAGAUCUUCAGGCCAGAGAGUUCCUGUAUUAUAAGGUGUACGGAAACCAGUGCAUCAUUCCUGUCGCAAUAAUGACAAGUUCUGCCAAGAACAAUCAUGAACGUAUUCUGCGCCUGUGUGAAAGCCAUAGCUGGUUUGGAAGAGGGAGAUCUAAUUUUAUACUUUUUGAACAGCCUCUUGUUCCAGCUGUUAGUGCCAAAGAUGGGAAGUGGUUAGCUUCUAGACCUUUUAUGCUAGUACGCAAGCCUGGCGGUCAUGGUGUGAUAUGGAAACUUGCUUACGACAAAGGUGUGUUCCAGUGGUUUCACGAUCAUGGAAGGAAAGGGGCAACUGUCCGACAAGUCAGCAACGUUGUGGCGGCUACAGAUUUGACGCUUUUGGCAUUGGCAGGAAUUGGUUUGCUCGGUGCCAAGAAAUUGGGCUUUGCAUCCUGUAAGCAAAGUACUGGAGCUACUGAAGGAAUAAAUGUUUUAAUUGAGAGGAAGAGCCUCAAUGGUAAUUGGAUAUAUGGCCUAUCUUGUAUUGAAUAUACCGAGUUUGACAAGUUUGGAAUCAGGGACGAGCCUCUUCCAUAUAAUAGUUUGCAGGCCGAAUUUCCUGCUAAUACAAAUAUUAUGUACGUUGAUUUACCAUCUGCUGAGAUUGUUGGAUCAUGUAAAGAUGAGAAAUGUUUGCCAGGGAUGGUUCUCAAUGUGAAGAAACCAGUAACUUACAAGGAUCAGUUUGGAAUUAGUCACAGUGUCCCUGGCGGUCGCCUUGAGCACACAAUGCAAAACAUUGCUGAUAAUUUCACCACUGUAUGUCCAUCACGAUGUUAUGAAAGUGUAGAAGAUAGACUAGAUACUUUUAUGGUAUACAAUGAAAGAAAGAAGGUUACAUCAUCCGCUAAGAAGAAAAGGACACAUGCUGCCAAGUCUCUACGCCAGACUCCAGAUGGUGCACUUCUGGAUAUGAUGCGCAAUGCCUAUGAUAUUCUCUCCCAUUGUGGGAUAAGCAUUCCACAGAUUGAAGGUGAUGAUAAGUACGUGGAUUCUGGACCACCAUUUCUUAUCCUUCUUCAUCCUGCUUUGGGGCCUCUUUGGGAAGUUAUUAGACAAAAAUUUCACGGGGGUUCCAUUUCCGAAGGUUCAGAGUUACAGAUAGAGGUUUCUGAGUUUUAUUGGAGAGAUGUCCAGCUCAAUGGAAGUUUGAUUAUUUUGGCCGAGAAUGUUAUGGGUUCAACUACGAUAGAUGCAAAUGGUGAAGCUUUACUACAGUAUGGAAGGAGGUGUAGCAGAUGCAAACUCAAGAAUGUCAAGGUUCUUAAUGAUGGCAUUGAUUGGAAUUCAAGAGACAACUUGUACUGGAAGCACGAUGUGCAACGAUUUGAGGCUGUGAAGAUCAUACUGCAUGGAAAUGCAGAGUUUGAAGCAGUGGAUGUUAUUCUACAGGGCAACCAUGUAUUUGAUGUCCCAGAUGGCUACAAAAUGAAGAUCGCAUCUGGAAAUUCAGGUUUAGAAGUUAAACUUAAUGCCAUUGCAAAGACAUCAAUGGAUUGUGGAACCUGGUUUUGGAGUUAUAAGAGAAUGGGCGCACACAUUCAAUUGGAACUAGUGGAGUUGUAGGGCGCAUAUAACCAACCGGCUACGUACAUUCGUGAAUCGUGGUUCAUGAAUGGGACCGGACGACUUGCUGGAUGAUUGU
Molecule: messenger RNA, 2935 nt
Organism: Cuscuta campestris
Lineage: Eukaryota; Viridiplantae; Streptophyta; Magnoliopsida; Solanales; Convolvulaceae
Source: the annotation of a GenBank genome assembly